UGCCACCAUCUACAUACGGCGGGAUAGGGAUGGAGAACGCGAGCUCGCGGCCGUACGGUGACCCCGAGUGCGUGCAUGAGGAGAAGAGCAUGACUUGUUCUGAGAGGAUGCAGGUAUCGAUGGCGCCUGUCACGACGCCCCUCUCCAUCGCGCUGAUUUUUAUCUUUCCUUUCAACGUAGCAGUCACUUGCGUCGUGUAAGUGAGCUUUGACUUCACUCGGACCGUCCCUUCUACGACACCGUUGAAACCAUAUGCAGGUCUGCUCAGCCGCCACCGCGACCGGUCGAGCCGAACAUG
Molecule: messenger RNA, 298 nt
Organism: Gloeophyllum trabeum ATCC 11539
Lineage: Eukaryota; Fungi; Basidiomycota; Agaricomycetes; Gloeophyllales; Gloeophyllaceae
Exons: 2
Coding region: 30-200 (56 amino acids)
Source: RefSeq, a predicted model, not a curated record